CCUGUUUGACCCUCCGAUCCCCGGCUGUGUGUGUGUCCGUGUGCACCAGGCUCCAUCCGAGCUCUCUCGUCAGCACACUUUUCUGUUCUCUCUCUAUAUAUAAAUGGUUUAAAAAAAUAGAAAAAAAUUUAAAAAAGCGGAAAAAAUCUUACCCAAAAAAAAUUUAAAAAGAAAAUCCCAAAAAAAUAGGCGGGCGAGGGGUUUUAAAGGGGGAAAAAAAGGAUAAAAAAAACGAAAUCAACGAGAAGAUUCUCAACGUCUCGGAACCCGAGAGGAAAAAAAAUCAAAAAAAGGAACCGACGACCCGACAAGGAACAGAACCCGCGAGGAACGGCCGCGAAUCGCCACCGACCACCGUGUCCAGCCAGUCAGCCGCCUGCGCCGCCUCCUCCCGGGACCCCGUCUCAGCCCGCCGCUCGACGCCGUCUCAGCCCGCCGUGAGCCACCGCCCUCCGCUGAUAUUUCCUCCUCCAAACCCUCUCUUGUUUGUUUAAUUUCGGUGAUCCGUUCGUUCUGUAAACACACACUUUUUUUAAAAAAAAGGAGCGCCGUCUGCCGGGCCCGCACCGCCGCCGAGCUCGAGUGAGUCCGAGUGACCGUUUCCCUGUCCCCGCCCCGUGUACACACACACACACGCUCUCUCUCCCCCCUCUCCGCCGGCAUGAACCCCAGCGCGCCCAGCUACCCCAUGGCCUCGCUCUACGUGGGCGACCUGCACCCCGACGUGACCGAGGCGAUGCUGUACGAGAAGUUCUCGCCGGCCGGGCCCAUCCUCUCCAUCCGCGUCUGCAGGGACAUGAUCACCCGCCGCUCGCUGGGCUACGCCUACGUCAACUUCCAGCAGCCGGCCGACGCUGAGCGUGCUUUGGAUACAAUGAAUUUUGAUGUUAUCAAAGGCAAACCUGUUCGUAUCAUGUGGUCUCAACGUGACCCAUCCUUGCGGAAAUCUGGAGUUGGCAACAUCUUCAUUAAGAACUUGGAUAAAUCGAUUGAUAACAAAGCACUGUAUGACACAUUUUCAGCUUUUGGCAACAUACUUUCUUGCAAGGUCAAGGACUACAACUUCUACAGCUUUCACAAAACUUUAUACCCGGUAGUCUGCGAUGAAAAUGGUUCCAAGGGCUAUGGAUUUGUUCACUUUGAGACUCAUGAAGCAGCAGAGCGAGCCAUUGAAAAAAUGAAUGGCAUGCUUCUUAACGAUCGUAAAGUUUUUGUAGGUAGAUUUAAAUCCCGCAAAGAACGUGAAGCUGAAUUAGGAGCCAAAGCAAAAGAAUUCACCAAUGUAUACAUCAAGAACUUUGGGGAAGAUAUGGAUGAUGAAAGGCUGAAAGAAAUUUUCAACAAAUUCGGAGCAUUCCUGAGUGUAAAAGUUAUGACAGAUGACAGUGGACGAUCAAAGGGGUUUGGCUUUGUCAGCUUUGAAAAGCAUGAAGAUGCACAAAAGGCUGUUGAUGAGAUGAAUGGAAAGGAAAUUAAUGGGAGACAGGUUUACGUUGGCCGGGCCCAGAAAAAGGUUGAGCGACAGACAGAGCUGAAGCGCAAAUUUGAACAGAUGAAACAGGACCGGAUCACAAGAUACCAGGGGGUCAACCUUUAUGUCAAAAAUCUGGAUGAUGGUAUUGAUGAUGAGCGACUACGCAAAGAAUUUUCACCAUUUGGUACAAUUACAAGUGCUAAGGUGAUGAUGGAGCAUGGGCGCAGUAAAGGCUUUGGAUUUGUGUGUUUCUCUUCACCAGAGGAGGCUACUAAGGCUGUAACAGAGAUGAAUGGCCGGAUUGUUAGCACCAAACCUUUGUAUGUUGCUCUGGCUCAACGCAAAGAAGAACGGCAAGCUCAUUUAACAAACCAAUACAUGCAGAGAAUGGCAAGUGUCAGAGCUGUUCCAAAUCCUGUUAUCAAUCCUUAUCAACCUGCUCCACCCUCUGGGUACUUCAUGGCAGCAAUCCCUCAGGCUCAGAACCGUGCUGCAUAUUACCCAGCAGGUCAGCUUGCACAGCUUCGACCCAGCCCUCGAUGGGCUGCCCAAAGUGUCAGACCCCAACCAUUCCAGAGUAUGCCUGGCAGCAUGCGUCCAACAGGUCCCCGACCACCAACCAUCAGCUCCAUGAGACCAACUUCUGCUCAAGUGCCACGUGUCAUGAGCACUCAACGUGUUGCUAAUACAGCAACACAGACAAUGGGACCUCGCCCUGGUGCUACUGCUCCUGGUGUUCGUUCGUUUACACAAUACAAAUAUGCUGCAGGAGUCCGCAAUCCUCAACAACAUCUAAAUACUCAGCCUCCAGUUGCUAUGCAACAGCCUGCAGUUCAUGUACAAGGCCAGGAACCCCUGACUGCUUCCAUGCUGGCUGCUGCCCCUCCCCAAGAACAGAAGCAGAUGCUGGGUGAACGCCUUUUCCCACUGAUACAGAGCAUGCACCCAACUUUGGCGGGUAAAAUUACUGGGAUGCUUCUUGAGAUAGACAACUCUGAAUUGCUUCAUAUGCUGGAGUCCCCAGAGUCUUUGCGCUCCAAGGUUGAUGAAGCUGUUGCUGUACUGCAAGCCCAUCAAGCAAAAGAAGCUGCUCAGAAAGUAGUUGUGCCAAAUGCUGCUGGUGUUUAAAUUCUUCAGGAGGAGAGGAGGACAAUGAAGCUUGCAUUACUGAAGAAAAAAAAUCUAAACAUUGGAAAAAGUUAAAAAAUUUUAAAACAUCGCAAAACAGAAAAUGUAUACAAAAAAAAGAAAGGAAACCUCUAAGCUUAUGAAACGAAGUCACUGCCAGGUCUGGCAUAAGUGAUGCUAGUCCUAGACUUAAUGGGAAAAUAACCAAAAAAAUUGUAAAAUGAAAAGUUUUCUAGGCCGGGGUAGGUGUUUUAUGCACAGAAAUGUUUGAUGCAUUCCUUUCUUUAAAGUUUUGUAAUCCAUUACUGUGGAAAUGCUCAGCAGAUCCACACUGUGUUUAGUUGACAGUGUGUUUGAUGGUUGAGCAUUAGAAACUGAAACUGAACAUUUGGAUUAUAGAAUGCUUGCUUUAAUAAAAAUGCUGAAUAAUGA
Messenger RNA from Pristis pectinata (smalltooth sawfish), 3034 nucleotides. It is a transcript of the gene pabpc1b, whose product is annotated as poly A binding protein, cytoplasmic 1 b. The record is from RefSeq and is a predicted model, not a curated record. Gene Ontology annotation, cellular component: ribonucleoprotein complex. Lineage: Eukaryota; Metazoa; Chordata; Chondrichthyes; Rhinopristiformes; Pristidae. Bases 662 to 2602 code for a protein of 646 amino acids. Gene Ontology annotation, molecular function: RNA binding. The transcript is spliced from 16 exons.